This is a messenger RNA of Octodon degus (degu), 628 nucleotides long. RefSeq names its product histidine rich carboxyl terminus 1 (gene Hrct1). The transcript has a single exon. Lineage: Eukaryota; Metazoa; Chordata; Mammalia; Rodentia; Octodontidae. The record is from RefSeq and is a predicted model, not a curated record. The coding region runs from base 136 to 582 and encodes 148 amino acids.
AUUCCUUGGCCACUCUCUAGCCCACAAGAGUUGAGACAACAAAGUUCAGUGACUGUGAGGGCUGAGCAGAGGCUGACGAAGUGGAGGAAACAGUUUGGAGCCCUGAGUAGUGGUAAAGGACCGUCCAGCUCCCAGAUGCUGGGCUUUCUGGGGAGCCUGACCCUGGUGGGCUGGGUCAUGGGCACUCUGGUGGCUGUCCUGCUGCUGGUGAUGCUACUGGCUACCUGCCUUUUCUACAGACCACAGGAAGAUGACAGAGAGAGGAACCAUCUGGCAGUAGAGGAAAAUCGAGCCCAGAGACUCAGGCCCCGGCUCUUCCAUCGCCGGCAUCCUGGCCAUGUGUCUCCUCUGCUCAGUGCGGGUCUCCAGCAGCACCAGCUGCACCACCAGGCCCAUCUUCAGCACCUCCAGCAGGCCCACCGGUUCCAUCGUCAGUGCCACCACCAGCUCCUCCAGCAACACUACCAGGACUUCCAGCAUCACCUCCAGAACUUCCAGCACCACCUCCAGCACCACCACCAGGCCCUCCACCACCCCCUUCAGCACCACCACCUUCACCAUGCCCAUGGAGGCCUCCACUGAUGCCUGUCCUGCCCUCCCAUUCAUCACUAACAUGAGUGGACCCCGC